This is a messenger RNA of Rhizopus microsporus ATCC 52813, 411 nucleotides long. RefSeq names its product histone. NCBI's taxonomy places the organism in Eukaryota, Fungi, Mucoromycota, Mucoromycetes, Mucorales, Rhizopodaceae. Gene Ontology annotation, cellular component: nucleosome. The record is from RefSeq and is a predicted model, not a curated record. Bases 1 to 411 code for a protein of 136 amino acids. Gene Ontology annotation, molecular function: structural constituent of chromatin; protein heterodimerization activity; DNA binding. The transcript is spliced from 5 exons.
AUGGCCAGAACCAAACAAACUGCUCGUAAAUCUACUGGUGGUAAAGCACCUAGAAAGCAACUUGCUACUAAAGCUGCUAGAAAGUCAGCACCUACUACUGGUGGUGUGAAGAAGCCUCAUCGUUAUAAGCCUGGUACCGUUGCCCUUCGUGAAAUCCGUAGAUAUCAGAAAUCAACUGAACUCUUGAUUCGUAAACUUCCUUUUCAACGUCUUGUAAGAGAAAUCGCUCAAGAUUUCAAGACUGAUUUGCGUUUCCAAUCCUCUGCUAUUGGUGCAUUGCAAGAAGCUGCGGAAGCUUACCUUGUUUCACUCUUUGAAGACACCAACCUUGCUGCCAUUCAUGCAAAGAGAGUCACAAUUCAACCCAAAGAUAUUCAAUUAGCUCGUCGUCUUCGUGGUGAACGAUCUUAA